CGCCGAGCAGCAUCUCCGGUCAGAGUGAGGAGCAGCCUCAGUGUAAGAGGAGCAGGGAGUCUGGAGGAGCUGGAGCAGGAGUAGGAGCAGGCAGCACAGUUCAGCGGCUCCUCCCGCGUUCGUCCCACACUCAGCUAGUGCUGCUCCCCGGCAGAGGAGGUGAUGAUGGCGGCGGCUGUAGAGAGAGGAGGCGUCCGGGCCGCUUUCCUGAACCCGAGCAGCGGCGGCGGCGGAGGACCAGUACCGACUACCCUCCCGACCGGAGGGCUGGCCGGGGCUGUGGUGCUGGGCUCCGGCAGCAUGCCCGUGCCAAUGAACCUGUUUGCGACCUGGGAGAUAGACCGAUCAUCCCCAAGCUGCGUGCCGAGACUCUGCAGCCUCACUCUGAAGAAGCUGGUCGUCCUCAAAGAACUGGAUAAAGAGCUCAACUCUUUGAGUAUAGCUGUCAAAAUACAGGGCUCCAAGCGUCUCCUGAGAUCAAAUGAGUACGUGCUCCCUCCCAGUGGACUGAUGGAGACGGACCUGGAGCUCACAUUCUCACUACAGUAUCCACACUUUCUAAAGAGGGAUUCCAACAGGCUGCAGAUCAUGCUGCAGAGGAGGAAACGCUACAAGAACCGAACCAUCCUGGGCUACAAGACGUUGGCUGUGGGCGUCAUCAACAUGGCCGAGGUGAUGCAACACCCGACAGACGGAGGACAGAUCCUGGGUCUCCAUAGCAACGUGAAGGAGGCCCCGGUGCGUGUGGCUGAGAUCAGCGUGUACUCUCUGUCGAGCCAGCCCAUCGACCACGAGGAUGGCAGUGGGCAGGCCGGACGCAAGACCAAAACCUCAGAUCGCUCCCCAGACAUGGACAACUACUCCGAGGAGGAUGACGAUAGCUACUCGUCAGAGCAGGAAGCCAGCGAUGACGCAGUCCACGGACAGGAUCUUUACGACGAAGACGACGAGGUGAGGAAGCCGAAGAAACCCCGGAGGAAAAUGAUCCGAACCACCUCCAUGACCAGGCAACCGAACUUUAAGCAGAAGUUUGUGGCCUUACUGAAGAGGUUCAAGGUCACAGAUGAGGUCCUGGACUCUGACCCCGUGGACCAGACGCAGGAGGUGGAGGAGGAUCUGGACUUACUCUACGACAGCCUGGAGGUUUACAACCAGAGCGACAGCGGCCCGGAGAUGGAGGACAACGAGAGCGUCCUGAGCACACCCAAACCCAAACUCAAGCCGUUUUUCGAGGGGAUGUCUCACUCCAGCUCGCAGACGGAAAUUGGAAGCAUACACAGCCAGAAGAGCGCGCAGAGAGAGCUGUCAUGUCCUAGUGGCGAAUUCCUGACCGUGGAAAGAUGUAAAAUACAAGGAGCCCGGUAUCAAGACGACAUCGUGGCAGACACCACAGUUGGGGAGCCGGAGACUGACGACAGCGGGCCGGGGCCGGGGGAGGUGAGCAGCUGGGACGUCAACACUGAGCGGAUGACCAGCACUGUUGGCAAGCUCUGCAAGACCGAGUCCCAGAACCACAUGUCUCCCAGUAAAGUGGAGAACAGGCUGCAGAGGCGUCCUCGCAGCACCUCCAUGAAAGACAGACAGAACUCGAAGGCUCAGAGCGACAGGACCAGCAGCAUGGAGAGCGAGUGCUCCCCUGACUCCCGGCUCAUCGCUCAGGUCCCCAGGAAGUCUGUGUACGACCAGCUGAACCAGAUCCUCAUCUCUGACGAACGCCUCCCAGAGAGCAUCAUCCUCAUCAACACCAUGGAGUGGCAAGGACAGUACGUUGCCGAGUUGCUCCAUGAACAGGCCCAGCCCAUUGUGUCCACCUGCUCUGCUGCCGAUGUUCAGGCUGCCUUCAACACCAUCGUGACUCGCAUCCAGAGAUUUUGUAACUGCAACGCACAGACACCGCCGACGAUGAAGGUGGCGGUGGCAGGUGACCAGAGUUACCUCAGCACCAUCCUGAGGUUCUUUGUGGAGCAGCUCGCCAACAAGACGCCCGACUGGCUCAGCUACAUUCGCUUCCUGGUGAUACCCAUCGGUUCUCAUCCGCUGGCAAAGUACGUGGCCUCGUUUGACAGCCGGUUCAACAACAUCUUUAUGGACACGGCGUGGAGGGAGCUGUUCUGCAGGACGGAGCGGCCCGCCUCAGAUAACAUCGACGUAGCGGGACGGGUGGUGCAGUAUCUGGCCGGUGCCAACGUGUCCCACCAGUUCCCCAUCUCAGAAGCCAUGCUCACCUACAAACAGAAGAGGAAAAGGAGUUUGUAUUUUGAUUUUUACAUCAGCCCCGACGAGGACUCCUGUCAGAAGUUUGUGCCGUUUAUCGGGGUCGUGAAAGUUGGGAUUGUGGAGCAGAGCCUCUCGACUUCAGUUGACUCAGACGAUGCAAUGGGAGGCAACACGAGCAUCCUGUCCUCCCCGACGCCCCCAUCGGCUGGUCCGUAUGGGAAGGAGAUCGGUGGCACGCCCCCGCAGUCUCCCUCCGUGUCCACGGCCCUCUCAGGAGCUGGCUCUCCGUGUUCGGGCAGCGAGGUGAUGGGGCUGCAGGUGGACUACUGGACGUGGCAGGGUCCAGAGAAGAAGAAGGAGGGCGAGAAGAGGGACGUGGGGCUGAAGAACACCCUGAAGAGUAACUUCAGAUCUCUGCAGGUCAGCCGCCUGCCCUGUGGAGGGGAGCUCACCCCCCCACCCAGCAUGGCCAUGACCGUGGUCACCAAGGAGAAGAACAAGAAAGUGAUCUUCCUCAGUAAGAAGCCGAAGGAGAAAGAGCUGGACUCUAAGAGCCAAGUGAUCGAUGGAAUCAGCAGGUUGAUCUGCACUGCCAAACACCAGCACACCAUGCUGAGAGUCACCAUCGAUGGAGUCGAGUGGAACGACGUGAAAUUUUUCCAGCUCGCUGCCCAGUGGCCGACACACGUCAAGCACUUCCCGGUGGGAAUCUUUGGUUACACCAAACCCGUGUGACCCCGGCUGCCCCCCCCACCCUCACGACUCUCCGCUGCACUUGUCUCACCGAGAGGCUCCAGAGAAUGAGAAGAGACGCCGACGGGCCCGGCAGUACUAGUUUUCCUGUGGAAAUCUUACUGACUCUCAGCGGCUUGUUCAUAAAGGAUGUUGGUGUUGUCAACUCGAUGUUUUUGAUGUUGUUGGGUGUUGUUGUUGUUUUUUACACACUACCGAAAGAACAAGUACUAUUUUGUAAGAUUUGUGCUACCGCCUCGGAGCUACUUUGGGGGUUUUGACAAUUUGCCACAUUUCAAUAAUGGCAGCUGUGUUUGCACUUUGUUUUGUUAACAUUUUAUUAUUUCUGUGAAAUCCUACAUUUAUUGUGACUCUCUAGACGACGGAGGAGUGUGAUGGUGACGUGCAGUGGCGUGCGUGAGACCGUGUUUGUUGUUGAAAGUUGGAAUAUUGCUGUGAAACUAGAUGGAUCCUUUUCUGACUCACCUUCUCUUUACUCGUCCCGUUACUUUCAAAAAGAUGGAGGAGCCGACCAUCUGGUUGCUUUGAGCACACGGCGCAGCUCGGCGUGAAGGGCGCUGUGACACUUCAGAUCGUUGUGUUUGCGUCGGUGUUGUCGUACGCUCAGACUGUGUGGUAACAUCAGGACGACACAUUUCAACCAUCGACAGCUGGACGACAAAUCGAGUUGUGACUGUCUGAGCUGUCGCUUCGUUUCCCGCUCCUGAUCGGGAAGUUUGAACUUUGAUACGAUUCUAUAAAAAAACAAAAAAUCCACACACAAAACUCAAAGUCCAAGGCGCCUCAUAUCGUGGAGUUUCUCGUUUUUAAUCAUCAAAACUUGAAGGUAAACUCCUGCACGCGUCUAAGUACACGAUACAUUCAGUACCAGAACGCAGUCGAGGAUUCAUUGUAGGAGAGGAAGUAAGCUCCUGCUCACGGUCUGAUGCACGCUGGCAAUGUUUCGCUCCUGAUGUUUUGCCAUCGUUGUUUCAGACGGCGUGCCGCGGUCUGCUCAUUGAAAACGACAUCUCCAAUACUGCGUGCCUAUGACGUCUACAUUCGGUCUCAUUGUAUCCAAACAGAUAUCGAUGUCGUUUAAUUUUUUACUAGAAUCAUAACUUAAGUUUAACAUUCUGUUACCGUGACAACCCCGACCUAAGGCGUCUCUCACACACGCGACGGUCGUAACGUAACAAACGCUCCAGAUGUGCCAAAGUUUGUUUACAGUCCAACCUUUGAGCUCUUUGUGAAACUGAGGUUGAAGAGGAUCUGUGCUGCUCGUCCACGUCAGUAUUAACCUCAACGAGAUCAUCAAACGUUAACCCAUCUAGCGUCUAUGGGCCGCGUGCACUAACCUGUUCUGAACCGCUGCGUCCUGUCGUACCGGACCUGAAACACACAUUCAGGUCCGUCUUCGGUCUCGUGCCGAGCUCUUUGGGAAAAUAAAUGUUCAGUUUGUCUGACUGGAAACGGGCUGCGACGUGUUGAUUUUGAAACAGGAUGACAAGUGAGCGGAGUGUUUCCAGAUGUGCGAGUCACUGCCUGCGUGUGUGUGUGCGUGUGCGCGUGCGUGUCGGUGUGCUACGUGUUCGAUGGUACUCCCUGAUAGUGUUACGUGAAACUUUUGCAAUAGGAAACCUUGGACAAAGGGCCUUCUGUCUGAGUUAGUUGUUGCUUUUUAUAAAGUGAAGACUUACCGAGCUUUGAUAGGCUGGCUUUUUUUAGUAUUGUAUAGAAAAUAUAUACAAAAUGUAUUAUUGUGAACCCCCCCCACCACCCCCCCUCUAAAUUGAAAGCACAAAUAGCUUCCCCUUAUUUCUCGACUUAAAUGCCAAAUAUAUCUGAGCAGAACUCUUAAGUAUGAAGUUAAACACUAUUAGACUCGUCUCACUUCGUGAUGCACUUUCAGGUGGUUUGGACACGUUCAAGCUCGAACCAGGACGUCGUUUGGUUUGAGGUGAAGUGUUCGAGGUUAUUGGAAAUGUAAACCACUACCUUUAGUCAAGAGAAGGCCGCUCUUCUGAUUCUUGUUUUUUUUUUUAAUGACCCUGUUUGUUGGCGGGUUGGAGAUCCUGUCAGCGCUGUCUGUUACUUUAUGUUUUGCCACUUGAUGAAAAAAAUAAAAAAAAUGGUAUUCUGCAGCUAUCGCCACACGUGUCGGCCUGUGACGCCACAGCCGAGAGUCUCUGUCUCCUGCUUUGUGAAGGGUUCACUCUCUUCUCGACGUGUGGAGACAAAGCGGGCCGUGGAUGGUCAUCAGGGCGGCUCUUUGAGGGAAUUAACCUUUAAAAUGAGGCAAAAAGAAAAGUGUGUUUCGAUGUAUUUAAACCUCGAGUUUCUUUCUUUGGUUUGCCCUGAACUAGAGGUAGCAUGGGAGCGUUUCACAGGACCGGGUCGAUGAGUCGGCAUGUUCUGUCUCAUCACUCCUGCUCCCUGAAACGCCGCCCAGUGUCUUUGCACAAAGCCUGUUUUCAACGACAUGACAGUAUUUUUAAAUUGACCACUAAAGAUAUGGGUUACUCUGCAUGUUUUACUAUAGAUGUAAAUAUGUUUUGGAUUUUUAUAUUGUUUUGUUUCUUUCCAUUGCUCUCACAAGCAGUUGUGUUUAAUAAAAGUUUUUAAUCUUC
Labrus bergylta (ballan wrasse) is the source of this 5579-nucleotide messenger RNA. RefSeq names its product phosphofurin acidic cluster sorting protein 2. NCBI's taxonomy places the organism in Eukaryota, Metazoa, Chordata, Actinopteri, Labriformes, Labridae. Gene Ontology annotation, biological process: protein localization to plasma membrane. The record is from RefSeq and is a predicted model, not a curated record. Gene Ontology annotation, molecular function: transmembrane transporter binding.